CCCCGGCUCGCCGCCAGUGCAGCUGUUCCAGAAGGCUGUGGCGGGGACGGUGAAGGCCGCGCGGGAGGCUGAGGACAAGGAUGAAUGGACCAGCGGGACUCGCCUACCUGGACCGUCGCGAGCGCGUUCUCAAACUAGGCGAAAGUUUCGAGAAGCAGCCGCGCUGUGCUUUCCACACCGUGCGCUAUGACUUCAAACCUGCUUCUAUUGAUACCUCUUGUGAAGGAAAUCUUGAGGUUGGCAAAGGUGAACAGGUGACAAUAACUCUUCCAAAUAUAGAAGGCUCAACUCCACCAGUCACAGUUUUCAAAGGUUCUAAGAGGCCUUACUUAAAAGAAUGCAUUUUGAUUAUUAACCAUGAUACUGGGGAAUGCCGCCUAGAAAAGCUCAGCAGCAACAUCACUGUGAAGAAAACAAGAGUGGAAGGGAGUAGCAAAAUCCAGUAUAGACUAGAAAAACAGCAACAGCAAAUGUGGAAUCUGCCUAGGACUUCCAACCUUGUGCAGCUUUCUCCAUCAGAAGAUAAAAUGUCUCCAAUGUCUCUAAUGGAUGAUAUUGAAAGAGAACUGAAGGCAGAAGCCAGUCUUAUGGACCAGAUGAGUAGCUGUGAUAGUUCAUCGGAUUCCAAAAGUUCUUCAUCUUCAAGUAGUGAGGAUAGUUCUAGUGAUUCUGAAGAUGAUGACCAAUCCUCUCCUUCGGGUCCAGGGAAAUAUGGCUUGGAGCACCCUAGUAUGUCUGCCAGGUCACAGUACAGGACUUCAGAUGAUGAUGCUACUUGUAAUAGACUUAAUGACAACAAUACCCUUCUGAUGAGUACUUUACGAAGCGAUUUGCAGCUGAGUGAGUCAGAAAGUGACAGUGAGGACUGAAGCAAUAUCGAGCUAUAGAGAAAACAUUUGUGAGAUGUGUGAGAAUCUGUUUUGUAUUAAGAAUAAAUAUUCCUAUGUUUGUGUAAAAUGUAAAACUUUUGCUGAAAAAAAAUAAAAGUUGAUUCAGAAUUUUCCACUA
Molecule: messenger RNA, 1008 nt
Organism: Apodemus sylvaticus (European woodmouse)
Lineage: Eukaryota; Metazoa; Chordata; Mammalia; Rodentia; Muridae
Gene: Eaf2
Product: ELL associated factor 2
Exons: 6
Coding region: 81-869 (262 amino acids)
Biological process (GO): positive regulation of DNA-templated transcription; regulation of transcription elongation by RNA polymerase II
Cellular component (GO): super elongation complex
Molecular function (GO): transcription elongation factor activity
Source: RefSeq, a predicted model, not a curated record